GAAAUGGGUCAGCUUGUUAUGAUUCGACCCAAAGAAAUCCGAUCCGACCCAAAAUCCUAAGAAUUUCUUAUACUUUUGACACGUAGAAAUUGUGACAAUGCGUUGAGAGGGAGAGAUUUUACAUCACACACUCUGCUGGACUGAAGCUUGAGCCACUCUUCCUUCUCCAAAUUUCGAAAAUGAACAACUUUCUCACCGUCGUCUCUGCUUCUGUAGCUGUCGUCCUCGCCAUUAUAGCCUCUCUUCCUCUUCUCAAACCCAACCACCAGUUGUUAAGUUGGAGGUCUCCAAGGGCGGACUUGGUGGUGAGAAAUGCCAAGAUAUACACCAGUGACGAGUCUCUCCCUUUCGCCGAUUCCAUGGCCGUCCGCAGCGGAAGGGUUCUGCGAGUCGGCAACUACUCCUCUGUUAAGGAUAUGGUUGGAGAUGGGACCAAGGAGUUAGAUCUUAUGGGAAAGAUUGUUGUCCCUGGAUUUAUUGAUUCCCACGUGCAUCUGAUUUCUGGUGGGCUCCAGAUGGCGCGUGUGAAACUACGAGGCAUAAGUCAAAAAGAUGAAUUUGUGAGGAGGGUCAAAGAAGCAGUGAGAAAUGCAAAUCAAGGUUCUUGGAUUUUGGGUGGUGGAUGGAACAAUGAUCUUUGGGGAGGGGAAUUGCCGAUGGCCUCUUGGGUUGAUGACAUCACACCUUACAAUCCUGUUUGGCUGUCGAGGAUGGAUGGCCAUAUGGGCUUGGCUAAUUCAGUUGCACUCAAGUUGGCUGGGAUUACAACUUCAUCAGAAGAUCCAAGUGGUGGAACAAUUGUGAGAUUCACCAGCGGAGAACCUACUGGAUUGCUGAUUGAUUCUGCAAUGAAACUUCUCCUUAUAUCCAUUCCAGAGGAGUCAGUAGAGGAGCGGAGGGAAGCUUUGAGUAGAGCCAGCAAUCAUGCCUUGAUGAGGGGUGUGACAACAGUUGUUGAUGUUGGUAGAUACUUUCCUGGGACAUCGGUGAAGCUUUCCUGGGAAGAUUUUUCUGAUGUUUAUAAAUGGGCUGAUUCUUCAGGGAAGAUGAUGAUUAGGGUCUGCUUAUUUUUUCCAUUGGAGACUUGGUUACAGUUACAUAAUCUUAUUACCAAAGUUGGCCGUACCAUGAGCCAAUGGAUUUACUUGGGAGGUGUUAAAGCUUUUGCUGAUGGGUCUUUGGGUUCUAAUAGUGCACUGUUUUAUGAGCCAUAUGCUGAUGAGCCUCAUAAUUAUGGCUUACAAGUGACAGAUAAUGAAAGUCUCCUCAACCUGACCUUGGCUUCAGAUAGAGUUGGGCUUCAGGCUGCUAUUCAUGCUAUAGGUGAUAGAGCAAAUGACUUGAUCCUUGACAUGUAUGAGUCAGUGUUUUCUACAAAUGGAGUGAGGGAUCGAAGAUUCAGGAUUGAGCAUGCCCAGCAUCUGGCACCUGAGACACCAGCCCGAUUUGGUAAACUAGGGAUUGUUGCUUCAGUACAGCCAGAGCACCUAUUAGAUGAUGCUGAGUCCGCAACCAAAAAACUUGGGAUAGACAGGGCUCAGAAGGGAUCUUAUUUGUUCCAGUCACUCUUGGCUAGCAAUGGACAAUUGGCAUUUGGUUCCGACUGGCCUGUGGCGGAUAUUAAUCCAUUAGGUGGCAUUAAGACAGCAAUGAAAAGGAUACCCCCUGGUUGGGAUAUUGCUUGGAUUCCCUCAGAGACCCUUUCAUUGAAUGACGCAUUGAAGGCGUACACUCUUUCAGCUGCUCGUGCAUGCUUUCUUGACAGCGAUUUGGGGUCCCUGUCGCCGGGGAAACUAGCAGAUUUUGUCAUACUGUCCAGGGAUUCAUGGGACGAUGUCGCAGCGGAAGGAUCUACAUCCGUUGAAGCUACAUAUGUUGGUGGUGUACAGGCCUAUCCCUGAAAGCCUAUAAUCUUGAAGAUAAAUUACACUUUUUACAGAAAACAUAGGCUUAAGAAAAGAGGGAAUAGCCCAACAUUUUAGGUUUAUGUAGUGAGCAGAAUUAGUAUGUAUAUGAUGUCCUUUAAAAAGCACUCUA
Messenger RNA from Prunus avium (sweet cherry), 2037 nucleotides. RefSeq names its product Amidohydrolase family (gene LAF3). The record is from RefSeq and is a predicted model, not a curated record. Lineage: Eukaryota; Viridiplantae; Streptophyta; Magnoliopsida; Rosales; Rosaceae. Gene Ontology annotation, molecular function: hydrolase activity, acting on carbon-nitrogen (but not peptide) bonds.